This is a messenger RNA of Tremella mesenterica DSM 1558, 886 nucleotides long. RefSeq lists its product as uncharacterized. The transcript has 4 exons. NCBI's taxonomy places the organism in Eukaryota, Fungi, Basidiomycota, Tremellomycetes, Tremellales, Tremellaceae. Gene Ontology annotation, cellular component: membrane. Bases 38 to 859 code for a protein of 273 amino acids. Gene Ontology annotation, molecular function: quinol-cytochrome-c reductase activity; 2 iron, 2 sulfur cluster binding. Gene Ontology annotation, biological process: mitochondrial electron transport, ubiquinol to cytochrome c. The record is from RefSeq and is a predicted model, not a curated record.
CCAUCCCACACCACCCCCCAAAACAGGUUCAACAACCAUGGCACUCUUAUCCACACGUAUCAACCUUCUCCCCACCUCCCGUACAUUAGCAAGUGGGGUACCUCAUGCUCCCAAAUUAUUACUCAGGAUGCCUCCUCAGAACCAUGGACACGAUCAUGGUCCUGGACCGAGGAGCGACCAACCUGCCCUGUGGGCUGGAAGGUCAAGUGGGGUUUCGAAUGUUACUCGGGUCAAUGCCCUCCCAAAUGGAAUAUUCAUAAAACGGUUCCUCUCCACUUCUUCCAAAUCACUAGCAGAACAUCCAGAUACAACUUCCAUCCCAGAUUUUUCACCUUACAGAGCUUCAUCCCCCGAGUCCAACAAGACUUUGUCGUACUUCAUGGUGGGAUCUUUGGGUGUGUUGGCUGCUAGUGGAGCAAAGAGUACCGUCACGGAUUUGUUGAGUAACUUGUCGGCAAGUGCAGAUGUUUUGGCUUUGGCCAAGAUUGAAGUUGAGAUGGGAGCUAUUCCAGAGGGCAAAAACCUCAUCGUCAAAUGGCGUGGGAAACCCGUGUUCAUCAGACACCGCACCGAUGAUGAAGUUGAGGAAGCCCGUGCGGUUGAUAUUAAAACGUUGCGUGAUCCUCAAAAAGAUGAAGAUAGGACUCAACGUCCAGAAUGGCUCGUCAUGCUCGGCGUUUGUACCCAUCUCGGUUGUGUGCCUAUCGGAGAAGCGGGUGAUUAUGGUGGUUGGUUCUGUCCCUGCCACGGUUCGCAUUAUGAUAUUUCCGGACGAAUCAGGAGAGGUCCUGCUCCUCUCAAUUUGGAGAUCCCCCAGUACGCGUUCAACGAUGACGAGGAGAAGAUUAUUGUUGGAUAGUGGUUUAUAGAGAUGCAUGUGAUGGUC